Molecule: messenger RNA, 2938 nt
Organism: Boleophthalmus pectinirostris (great blue-spotted mudskipper)
Lineage: Eukaryota; Metazoa; Chordata; Actinopteri; Gobiiformes; Gobiidae
Product: zinc finger BED domain-containing protein 4
Exons: 4
Coding region: 545-1909 (454 amino acids)
Molecular function (GO): protein dimerization activity
Source: RefSeq, a predicted model, not a curated record
AGCACCCCACCAUGUAUGAUGAGUUUGUGAAAAGGAAAGAUAUGAAGAGAGAGGGGUACUCCUCUGGCUCGGUGCACAAUUUUACUGCAAAUGGAGGGAAUGUCCGCUAUAAUGUCCCCCUCAUCACUGGAGCGGCAGCGGGAGGCGCAGCUGGAGGGACUGGGAACCCAGGCUCCGUGGGAGUGGUGGGAGCAAACCCUGGAGGAAGGGUGACAAAAUUUGACAAACACGAUCCACGUCAGGUGCUUAUUUCUGAGGCUAUAGCCAAGAUGAUAGUGCAGGAUCUACAGCCAGUGUCGAUGGUGGAAAAGAAGGAUUUCGAGCAUUGCUACAGCUCUUGGAGCCACGUUAUACUCCAGACUCACAACUUUACAUCCAAAGCCAGCUCCUUCCAGCUUAUGCCUAUCAAGCACAACUGGCAACGCGGCAGGCACUGAGCUCAGCCCACACCCUCAGUCUCAGCCUGGACAUCUGCUGGGACAAAGCUUUGAACUCAUCCGGGUAUUUUGGUAUCACCUGCCAUUUCCUCACAUGUGACUGGCAGAUGCGCUCUGCUCUGUUGGCUUGCCUUCCUUUGACUGACGUCAGUUCAUGUAGUCAAAUUCUCUCUGACUUUGAAGAAGUUUGUUUCUCCCACAGUGUUGCAGGAAGAGCAUUCCGAGUUGUUGCAGAUGCAAUCCCAUCAACAGAAAAGCCAUGUUGCCUCCCAGGUUUCCUAAUAUCACCCCUGCAGGGUAGCAAACAGGGGGAAGAGGGGGAAGUGAGACACAGUACCCAUAAUGGAGAAGACAGUAUUCCAAAUGGCCACAAUGAGGAAUUUGAAUGGGAAGAGUCACUGGAGCAGGGGCUUGGUGUAUGCCGUGUGGACUGCUUCUCUCGCUCCUUACAAAGAUGUGUUAAGGAGGGUUUACGCUCCUGUCCACAACUAUCGCCCACUCUGAGGAAGGCGUCCUCUUUCUAUCACUACAUUACCUCCGCAGUCCCAGCUGAGAAGCUCAACCAGGUGUUUGAUACUACAGCACUGACUUCAGGGAGCAUUCCCUCUGCACUCGACGACUGGGCAAUACAGCUCAAAGUGCUGCAUCGUCUCCUGGAUUCUGUGGAUUUCCUGGAGGAGCUGAGUGGUCCCAAUGAGCUGUCUUUGGGGACUUCAGAGCGGGUGCUCUUACGUGAACUCACAGAUGUCCUGGAACCUUUCACUGAAGCCUGGGAUAUGGUACAUGGAGCAAGGCAGACUGACCCUCUGACAGAUCGACAUGUGCCCAUUAGUUUAGCAAUGCCAUGUGUUUUAGGCCUGUGUAAGCAUCUAUCUGAGACCUCUGCCGUCCACUGUCCUGCUCUCUUGAUCGCUCUGAGGCAGGCAGUGGAACGGCUUCUGGCUCCUCUUCUCCAGGACCCCCUUUACAUCACUGCCACCACUCUGGACCCUCAGUUCAAACUCUCAUGGAGUAACAACCCGGACUGGCACAGACAGGUUGUCUUAGAGGAGUUAAACAAACACUCAAACACUCCUAACCCUACAGAUCCCACCACAGACCUACAGGCAGAGUAUCCCUCUCCUCCUGCCCCAGCCCUCUCUCCGGUCUCCCCUCUGUCCCGUCCAUGCAAGCUCUUCUCUUUUAUUAAGCAGAGACCAAUGACUCAAGCCAAAAGCCUUGAGCAGGAGCUGGCUGUAUAUCUCAGAGAGGAGCCCACAGAUGAGGAGGCUUUGCAUUACUGGAGACGUAAAGCUAUUGACUUCCCUCAACUGGCUCAGAUGGCUAAAAGAGUGUUCACUAUACCAGCCUGUGGCACUGUGGUGGAGACUAUAUUCAGUACAGUUGGAUGCUGUCAGAGAACCUGUGAUUUACCAAAGAACCUGGAAACUCUUAUCUACCUCAAAGCUAACUACAGGCUGUUAUGGACAUAGAUAAAUGCAUUUUAAAUGCAUCUUACUGGGAAAACAGAAAGCUUUAUUCCUGAUGUAAUAAUAAUUUUGUUGCUCAUUAUUUGCUCUUUUGUAUACUUGAGGGCUUUUCCAUAAUGCAUUGUCAGAAAAAAAACAUUUUACUAAUUUACAGUCUAGUAUUAGACAAUACACUAUUAAAUGUGUUCUAACUGGAAAGCACAUGUUACACUCAAAUUCAAGUUGCCAAAGUGGAUUUAUUUGAAGCUUUACAGAAAAGCUUUAUGGAUUUAUUUGAAGCUUUAUGGAAAAACCCUCUGAUAUGGACUCCAGGCCCAUUAACAUGCAUGGACCUUACUAGGAUAUAACCAUGAAGCUGCAGAGGGCCAAUGUUUUGAACUAUGAUUUACUUUAUCUGAAUUACAGGAACACAACCCCAUGUGCUGUCAUUCACUUCAUUAAUAAUAUUGCAAAAUGUAGCAUAUAGUUUUAUUUUACUGAUAAACACCUCUGCAAACAAUUUGUCUCUGUUUCAUAAUAAUGCCUGUCAGUGCACACAUUUUAUUUUUAUACUAUUGCCAACAAGUUGGUGUAUUUAUUGUAAUAAAUAGUGAAUGUGUUGUAGCAUAUCAUGUAUUUAUGUAAAUACACUUUAGACAUGCAGGCCCCCCAGAGAAUGUAGGUUCAAAACUAGGGAUGAUGUUUUGCAUAAAUGGUUAAUCAGACUAUUGGAGUAGUUUCAUUGAAUAACUUGUUGAAAAUGUUCCAUAAAUGCAAGAAUUUUAUUUUAUAUUUACAUUGUAACAUUGUUCAGUCUCAUAUUGCCUCAACUAAAAUGUUACGGGAUGUAACAAAAUGAGAAAAUCGGCUCUUGCUGUGCCAGUGAGACUUUUUCCAAAAAGUAAUUACAGUUCUAUUUAAAUGCAUUGCCAGCUGCUUUCACAGACUACAUCAGGCUAUGUCUCUCAAUUUUCAACAUAAGACCUAGAAAAAUGAAAUUAAUUUUGGCCUGAAGCAGCCAGACUAUUCAUAAUUAGCUUGUAGUGACAAUUG